Molecule: messenger RNA, 4251 nt
Organism: Mustela lutreola (European mink)
Lineage: Eukaryota; Metazoa; Chordata; Mammalia; Carnivora; Mustelidae
Gene: CDH22
Product: cadherin 22
Exons: 13
Coding region: 914-3466 (850 amino acids)
Biological process (GO): cell-cell junction assembly; adherens junction organization; calcium-dependent cell-cell adhesion
Cellular component (GO): catenin complex; plasma membrane; adherens junction
Molecular function (GO): calcium ion binding; cadherin binding
Source: RefSeq, a predicted model, not a curated record
UCCCGGCCCCACGGCCGCCUGCGGCGCGGCGCGGCGCUCCUGCCCGGCGGGCGCUGCAUUCUCCGAGUCUCCACCAGAGGCUGCGGGAGGAAGGAAGGGAUCCGUCCCUUGCACACUUCCCCCCUAGUCAGACACGCACACUCCCUCGCUCCCGCUCGCUCACUCCCUCGCUCUCUCGCUCUCUCGCUUUCUCACACACACACACACACACACACACGCGCGCACACGCCGCCGCGGCUCCCCCUCUCGCGCCCGCUCUCCCUCCGGCUCCUCCGGGCGGCCGCCGGGCUCCGGACUCGCCCGCCGCACGCAGCGUCCCGAGGCGGCAGGACUGGGGGCAGCUCCGGGCCGCUCCCCGAGGUGGAGAUCACAAGUAGGCAGAGAAGCAGGCAGAGAGAGAGGAGGAAGCAGGCUCCCUGUUGAGCAGAGAGCCCAAUGUGGGGCUCGAUCCCAGGACCCUGAGAUCUUGACCCAAGCCGAAGGCAGAGGCUUUAACCCACUGAGCCACCCAGGCUCCGGGCCAGGUCGGGACCGCCCCUAGCCCUCCAGGGAUCUGCCGGGCCCCUACCGGCACCCCUCUGCGCGGGGACCAUGGCGCACACCCGCCUCGAGAGCCGCGGAGGCGCCGCCUGGUGAUCCGGCCAAGGCGGCAGCGAGGGGGGCGCGGGCGGGGACCCCGGGGGCAGUCCAUGCCCCGGGUGCCGCCGCGCCCCCUCCCCCUGCAGCCGGGCGCCCCCGCCGCUGGGCUGCGCGCAGGGCGGCGGGCCUGUCCGGGUGCCCCGUCGGGGGCGGCGCCCCGGCGGCCGUACUGAAGCCACCAUGUGACGUGGUGCCGCUCCGUCGUGCCACCGAGCGGCGACGCCCUGGUGCCUCCCGUCCAGGCUCCUGGGCCCCGGCCCGGUGCAGGCCAAGCAUGAGGCCGCGGCCCGACGGUCGGGGGCUCCGGGUGGGAGCCGCGCUGUCGCCCGCGCUGCUGCUGCUGCUGCUGCUGCCGCCACCGCCACCGCUGCCGGGACGCCUGUGGGCGGCGGGCACACCCGCGCCGGCGGCACCCGGGGCUCGGCAGGACGGCGCGCCGAGCGCCGGGCGCGUGAAGCGCGGCUGGGUGUGGAACCAGUUCUUCGUGGUGGAGGAGUACACGGGCACCGAGCCCCUGUACGUGGGCAAGAUCCACUCGGACUCGGACGAGGGUGACGGGGCCAUCAAGUACACCAUCUCAGGUGAGGGAGCUGGGACCAUCUUCCUGAUCGAUGAGCUGACGGGAGACAUCCACGCCAUGGAGCGCCUGGACCGUGAGCAGAAAACUUUCUACACGCUGCGGGCUCAGGCCCGGGAUCGUGCCACCAACCGCCUGCUGGAACCAGAGUCAGAGUUCAUCAUCAAGGUGCAGGACAUCAACGACAGUGAGCCCCGCUUCCUGCACGGCCCCUACAUUGGAAGUGUGGCUGAGCUCUCACCUACAGCUUCCCUGGGGUGGGGAGGACAAGCACAGCGGCCCCAGGUGACCCCCGUCUCGCUUGGUCCCCCGGGUCCAGGCACGUCGGUGAUGCAGGUGAUGGCCUCUGAUGCAGAUGACCCCACGUACGGCAGCAGCGCUCGGCUGGUGUACAGCGUGCUGGAUGGCGAGCACCACUUCACCGUGGACCCCAAGACCGGUGUGAUCCGGACGGCUGUGCCUGACCUUGACCGCGAGAGCCAGGAGCGCUACGAAGUGGUGAUCCAGGCCACAGACAUGGCAGGCCAGCUGGGCGGCCUCUCCGGCUCCACGACCGUCACCAUCGUGGUCACUGAUGUCAAUGACAACCCACCCCGUUUCCCUCAGAAGAUGUACCAGUUCAGCAUUCAGGAGUCAGCCCCCAUCGGCACAGCUGUGGGACGAGUGAAGGCUGAGGACUCGGACGUGGGUGAGAACACAGAUAUGACUUACCACCUCAAGGAAGAGAGUGGCAGCGGCGGCCAAGUGUUCAAGGUCACCACGGACAGCGACACUCAGGAGGCCAUCAUCGUCGUGCAGAAGCGUCUGGACUUUGAGUCCCAGCCCGUGCACACCGUGGUCCUGGAGGCCCUCAACAAGUUCGUGGAUCCCCGCUUCGCUGACCUGGGCACGUUCCGCGACCAGGCGAUCGUGCGCGUGGCUGUGACCGACGUGGACGAGCCCCCCGAGUUCCGGCCGCCCUCCGGCCUCCUGGAGGUGCAGGAGGACGCGCAGGUGGGCUCCCUGGUCGGCGUGGUGACGGCGCGGGACCCCGACGCCGCCAACCGGCCCGUCCGGUACGCCAUUGACCGCGACUCGGAUCUGGACCAGAUCUUUGAUAUCGAUGCGGACACGGGCGCCAUCGUGACGGGCAAGGGCUUGGACCGUGAGACCGCCGGCUGGCACAAUAUCACCGUGCUGGCCAUGGAAGCGGACAAUCAUGCCCAGCUCUCCCGGGCAUCCCUAAGGAUCCGAAUCCUGGAUGUGAACGACAAUCCCCCAGAACUGGCCACUCCCUAUGAGGCAGCUGUGUGUGAGGACGCCAAGCCAGGACAGCUUAUCCAGACCAUCAGCGUGGUGGACAGAGACGAGCCUCAGGGUGGGCACCGCUUCUACUUCCGCCUGGUGCCCGAAGCUCCCAGCAACCCUCACUUCUCCCUGCUUGACAUCCAAGACAACACGGCUGCGGUGCACACGCAGCACCUGGGCUUCAACCGGCAGGAGCAGGACGUGUUCUUCCUGCCCAUCCUGGUGGUGGACAGCGGGCCGCCCACGCUGAGCAGCACCGGCACACUCACCAUCCGCAUCUGCGGCUGUGACAGCUCGGGCGCCAUCCAGUCCUGCAACACCACGGCCUUCGUCAUGGCCGCCACCCUCAGCCCCGGCGCCCUCAUCGCCCUCCUGGUCUGUGUCCUCAUCCUAGUCGUGCUGGUACUGCUGAUCCUCACCCUCAGACGCCACCACAAGAGCCACCUGAGCUCGGACGAGGACGAGGACAUGCGGGACAACGUCAUCAAAUACAACGACGAGGGCGGCGGCGAGCAGGACACGGAGGCCUACGACAUGUCAGCGCUGAGGAGCCUCUACGACUUCGGCAGCGAGCUCAAGGGCGGCGAUGGGGUCGGCGGUGGCGGGGGCCCGGGCGGGAGCGGGGGCGCAGGCAGCCCCCCGCAGGCCCGCCUGCCCUCGGAGCGCCACUCGCUCCCGCAGGGGCCACCGAGCCCCGAGCCGGACUUCUCGGUGUUCAGGGACUUCAUCAGCCGCAAGGUGGCGCUGGCGGACGGGGACCUGUCGGUGCCGCCCUACGACGCCUUCCAGACCUACGCCUUCGAGGGCACGGACUCGCCGGCCGCCUCGCUCAGCUCGCUGCACAGCGGCUCGUCGGGCUCCGAGCAGGACUUCGCCUAUCUCAGCGGCUGGGGCCCGCGCUUCCGGCCCCUGGCCGCGCUCUACGCCGGCCACCGCGCGGACGACGAGGCCCAAGCCUCCUAGCCCCCCACCGACCCUGCCGUCGGGGCGUGCCUCGCGGCCCACCCAGGGCCCAACGGGGCCCCAGGAUGAAGCAUUUCCCGGGUUCACCCCCUUCCCCAGCCCUCACACCCUCCCAGGGCAGCCAGACAGGAGGGGAGACUCGUCAGGGGAUGGACUCCAGGAUCCCCUGCCACGCCCCGCCCAGGGGGGGGGGGGUGGAGCAGCUUUUGCCCAGACGUGCAGGAAUUACCAGCAACAUCAUUAAAAGUGCAGCGAGACCGGGCACUGCGUGGCUCUCGGGAUAGAGGCGGAGUUGGCGCCGCAUUGCUGUGUGGAGAAGGGGUGGGUUACCCACUCCUGGCUGGGGGAAGAACCCUGAAGGGAGGGUGCUGCUGAGGUGACCCCCCUCCCAGGUCUCCCCUUCAGAGUUAAGAGAGAAGGAAGGCUGUUCAUUUACUAAGCGCCUACUGUGUGCUGGGACACUCUAAAGAGACCAUCUUAGUCGUCACAGAAACCAUGAGGUGGGGCCCAGCAGGUAACAGAUGGAGAAGGCCACCCGGAGAAGUGGCUCUGGCCUGUCCAAGGACACCUAGCCAGAACGGUGGAGCCUCUGGCACUGACUUCCCAGCUGCCUGGCCUUGGGCACGUCACCUCACUUCUCUGGGCCUCAGUUCCCUCGUGUGUCUCAUGAGGCUUAUAGCAGAACCUACCUCGAAGAGUUGUGAGGAUAAAAAACGGUCAUACGUGUCACGUGGUUAGGACAGUGCCUGGCACAUAGUAGGUGUUCAAUAAAUGUUAGCCUUUGA